Closterium sp. NIES-65 is the source of this 417-nucleotide messenger RNA. The record is from the annotation of a GenBank genome assembly. Lineage: Eukaryota; Viridiplantae; Streptophyta; Zygnematophyceae; Desmidiales; Closteriaceae.
AUGCCCUUUGCGUCUGCCGCGUUUGCGGCGUGCGCAAAGGCUGCCUUCAUUCCGAAGAAGGCUGCACUGCCGCUCACUUUGAAGGUGUACCACCUUGCGUGGCUGGAGCACGUGGUGAAUAACAUUGUGUCCGACAGCAUCAUGUAUUGGGAGCAGAGGAUGGGCCGCCUCUCUAACUUGGCCGGGGGGAACGGCCACGUCGUGAACGGGCUCAAGGUGCUUGUGAAGGGCUCUAUUUCACAGGCCAUCCAUCACUUCAAUCCCGAGUACGACGACGAGAAGGAGGAAUGGAUUUGGGGACGCCAUGGCCUCCGCCUUUCUGCUUGUGGUCUUGAGAACAUGAAGCCUAAUGCUGGCGCUAGCGGCAGAGACGGCGCCGGGAAUGAUGUGCAGUCGGUGUCACUCGGGGGCGUGUAG